CACCGGUGUCUCUAGGGAAGGUGGGUCCUCUUCCCCACUUCCGGCGGAAGCGGCCUCAACAAGGGAAACUUUAUUGUGCCGCGCGUACGGCAGUGCCGGCGACGAUGUCGGUGAAUUAUGCAGCCGGGCUGUCCCCGUACGCGGACAAGGGCAAGUGUGGACUGCCGGAGAUCUUCGACCCGCCCGAGGAGCUGGAGCACAAAGUGUGGGAGCUGGCGCGGCUGAUGUGGGAGUCCUCCAGGGUGGUCUUCCACACGGGCGCCGGCAUCAGCACCGCCUCUGGCAUCCCCGACUUCAGAGGCCCCCACGGCGUGUGGACCAUGGAGGAGCGUGGCCUGGCCCCCAAGUUCGACACCACCUUCGAGAGCGCCCGGCCCUCCACGACCCACAUGGCCCUGGUGCAGCUGGAGCGCGUGGGCUUCCUCAGCUUCCUGGUCAGCCAGAACGUGGACGGGCUGCACGUGCGCUCCGGCUUCCCCAGGGACAAGCUGGCGGAGCUCCACGGAAACAUGUUUGUAGAGGAAUGUCCCAAGUGUAAGACGCAGUACGUGAGAGACACAGUCGUGGGCACCAUGGGUCUCAAGGCCACGGGCCGGCUCUGCACGGUGGCCAAGGCGAGGGGACUCCGGGCCUGUCGGGGGGAGCUGAGGGACACCAUUCUGGACUGGGAGGACGCCCUGCCUGACCGGGACCUGAUGCUCGCUGACGAGGCCAGCAGGAACGCAGACCUGUCAGUCACCCUGGGCACCUCGCUGCAGAUCCGCCCCAGUGGGAACCUGCCCCUUGCCACUAAGCGCCGGGGAGGCCGUCUGGUCAUUGUCAACCUACAGCCCACAAAACACGACCGCCAGGCUGACCUGCGCAUCCACGGCUAUGUGGACGAGGUGAUGAGCAGGCUCAUGAAGCAUCUGGGGCUGGAGAUCCCCACCUGGGAAGGACCCCGUGUGCUGGACAAGGCCCUGCCACCCCUGCCGCGCCCAGCUGCACCCAAGGCUGAGCCCCCUGCGCAUUUCAAUGGCUCGGUGCACGCUCCGUGUAAGCCAGAGCCCGACAGUCCUGUACCCCACAGGCCCCCCAAAAGAGUGAAGACCGAGGCUGUCCCCAGCUGACCCGAGUGUGUGGGGCGGGAGGGGUACUUGUAGGAACCACACAUGUUGGGGGUUUUUGUUUUGAUUUUUAUGUGCUGGGGACUGAGCCCAGACUGGCACAUGCCAUGC
Peromyscus eremicus (cactus mouse) is the source of this 1217-nucleotide messenger RNA. RefSeq names its product sirtuin 6 (gene Sirt6). The transcript has 8 exons. NCBI's taxonomy places the organism in Eukaryota, Metazoa, Chordata, Mammalia, Rodentia, Cricetidae. Gene Ontology annotation, molecular function: NAD+ binding. The coding region runs from base 105 to 1109 and encodes 334 amino acids. The record is from RefSeq and is a predicted model, not a curated record.